UCUCCUGUUGACGUACAGUCCCAAGUAAGUCCCGACCUUGUGGUUGCAUCAUGGAUGGACAUGACUGGAGCUCUAAAUUAUAUGAGUAAUGUGACAGGAAGCAAUGGAGAGAUAUAUGUAUGUCAGACGUCAAACACAAGCUGUGCCUUGGAAGAUCUCCAAUGUGGUCAUCAGUAUAACAUGGUGAUUUCAGGAAUUGGUCAAUACUGCAACAGUAAUGUCAGUGAUACACACACCUUCCAUACAGCUCCUUGUGUUCCACAAAAUGUGACUGCUGAAGUGGAUUGUGUGACUAAUGUUGCCGGCAUUACAUGGGAAAGAAGCCUGGGAGCAAACAAUUAUACUGCAUUAGCAGUUGGUGCAGAUGGAGAAUAUCACACUUGCUAUUCAUCUGAAACUUCAUGUAAUAUUUCUGGGUUAUCAUGUGGACAGAUGUAUUUAGUGACCAUUUCGGCAACGAAUGGAGAGAGCGCAAGUAAACCAAGUCUCCGAGUAGAUCUGCACACUGCUCCCUGUAUCCCAGUGCUGGAUCCGCCACAAAUCAUUUGCUACAAUAAUUCUGUGUCACUAUCUUGGAGUAGAACCUCAGGGGCAAUCAGUUAUAUCUCGAAUGUCACCAGCCCAGGAGAAGAAAGUCUUUUCUGUCAAACAGAGGACACGAGUUGCACAAUUGAUAAUUUGAAGUGUGGGCAAACGUACAAUGUGACAGUUACAGCCAUCAAUGCUCAGUGUUCAGGUCCAACUCUGCCUCCAGCGGCACUUAUAACUGCCCCCUGCCAGCCUCAGAAUGUGGUUACUAAGAUGAACUGUUCUGACUCAGAGGCACUCUUGAGUUGGGAAGCAGCUCCAGGAGCUUUGAGUUAUCUGUCAGUGCUGAGAACUCAUACUCGGCAGUAUGUUGUAUGUAACAGCACAAAGAUUGGUUGUGUGAUCAGCAGUCUGCCAUGUGGAAGUGUGUAUGAUGUGAUAAUAACAUCUGCUAACAAUCAAUGUGCAAGUAAACCAAGCUUUCCAGUUGAGUUAUACACAGUUCCCUGUGUACCAACUGCAGUGCAGACUAUCAUUAAUUGUGAGUCCAGUGUGGUCUCUGCAAUGUGGGCUGAAACCACUGGAGCCGUGAAUUAUACAGCAAUUGCCACAGGGCCCCAGGGGAAGUAUUAUUGCCAAACAAGCAAUACAUCAUGCAGUUUCCCCCAACUUUCUUGUGGUCUAGAAUUUAAUACUACAGUUGUUGCUGUGGGAAAUACUUGUGUCAGCGAUAUCAGCACAUCCACGGCAUUUAAUACAGUUCCUUGUAAAGCAAGAAAUCCUACCAUGACUUUCGAUUGUAGCAUUGCAUUUGCAGUGAUCGACUGGGAAGCAGCCCUCGGGGCAGUCUCAUAUACAGCUGCAAUCACUGCAGAAGAUGGGCAAAGAAGUGAAUGCAGCUCAUUAGGACUCAGCUGUACACUUUAUACAUUAAAAUGUGGCCAGAUAUAUAACUUGACUGUGGAAACCUUUGGAUCAAGUUGCAGCAGCAUAGCCAGUGCUUCAGAAAAAUUUCACACAGCUCCAUGUAUACCUCAGAAUGUCACUGCACAUGUCAACUGCCUUACUAAUGAAGCUGCCCUGACCUGGAGCAAAACACCCGGGGCUUUUAAUUACACAGCCCUGGUGAUAGGACCAGAUGGAGAACACGCUUGUAACACAACAUCCACUUCUUGUAACAUCACACAUCUGAGCUGCGGCCUCACCUACUACCUUACUGUCACAGGAUACAAUGGCCAAUGUCAAGGACUAAGCAGUGACCCCACAGAAUUUAUUACAGCCCCAUGUACACCUGUGAAUGUCCUGGGAGAAAUAGACUGUGAUGCUGCUUCUGUAGCUUUGUCUUGGUCAGCAAUGGCUGGUAUUGAAGGUUUUACAUCAUAUCUUGUUGGAUCUGACGGUGUCACUAGAACAUGUAACUCCACUGGAGAGAACUGUACUUUUUCUGGCCUACCAUGUGGAUAUGAAUAUGAUGGAUUUGUGUAUGCUGUUAACAAACAAUGUGAAGGACCAUUGAGCCGGUCUGUAAAGAUCUACUCUGCACCCUGUAUUCCCCUGGAUGUAAAGACCUCCGUUAAUAGAAUAGAAAACUCAGUGCUCCUAACCUGGAGUAUGUCCCCUGGGGCCAUUAAUUAUACAUCAUCAGUGAUCGGUAUCAAUGGAGACAGACAUAACUGCAGCACUGAGAAUACAUCAUGUCAGGUACAAGAGUUGACAUGUGGAAAGGUGUACACCACAAUGGUCACUGCAUACAACAGCAUGUGCAACAGUAGUGAAAGCACUGCUACUGAAUUCAAAUCAGUCCCGUGUUCUCCAGAGAAUCUGGAAGUCCAUGUUACUUCUGAUUCAGUAGUCCUCUCUUGGGGAGAAGCUCCUGGUGCUAUUAACUACACUGCAGAGAUAAUUGGAGUUGAUGGAGAGACCUACACAUGCAAUUCAACAAAUACUUCAUGUGUAAUGGCCACUCUGAUGUGUGGCUACCAGUACUCUGUGUUACUGACAGCCAAUGGAGAAGAAUUAAGUAGUAAAGUCAGUCAUACACAUCAAUUCAAAACAGCUCCAUGUACACCCCAAAAUAUACUCAUAUAUGUGGAUUGUGUGGCCAAUUCUGCAACAGUUUCAUGGAAUUCUAGUCUGGGAGCUGAGAAUUACACCUCUAAAGCUGUUGGGACAAAUGGAGAAUAUCAUAUUUGUAAUUCCACGGCUACGUCAUGUGGCUUUACUAACUUAACAUGUGGCAUAUCUUAUGAAGUAACUGUCAAAGCAAUAAAUGAAGCAAGUAGCAGUAAUCUGAGUCUUCCUGUAAGCUUCAUAACAGCCCCCUGUAUUCCGGUACUGAAACCAUUGCAGAUCAACUGCUAUGACAACUCGGUUUUAUUGUCCUGGGAAAAAACAUUAGGUGCAGUCAAUUUUACCGCCAGUAUUACCAGUCCAGCAGUAGAUACUCUCUCUUGUACUACUGAGGAUACAGGCUGCACUAUUAGUGAUCUGAAGUGUGGACGGCUCUACAGUGUGACAGUUACAGCCAUCAAUAGUCAAUGCUUAAGUCCCAUAUCUGCUCCAUCUAUGCUUACUACCGUUCCCUGUCAGCCCCAGAAUGUGAUGGCAAAAAUGAACUGUUAUAAUUCUUCAACACUUUUGAGCUGGAAUGAAGCACCGGGAGCUCUGAGAUACAUGUCCAUUCUAACAGGAUUUGGUGAGGAGCCGCUUGUGUGUAAUAGUACUGAGCCAGCCUGUGAAAUCCCUGGAUUGCAUUGUGGACAAAGCUACAAUAUGACAGUGACAGCUUUCAAUAAUGACUGUCGGAGUAUACCAAGCUCUGAAACUGAACUUUACACAGUGCCCUGUGUACCCACUGAGCUACAAGCACAGGUCAAAUGUGAGUCUAACUUUGCAACUGUGUCCUGGACCUCAUCUAUGGGAGCUGACAACUACACUGCAAAAAUAAUUGGAGAUAAUGGAGAGGAGCAUGGCUGUAGUACAGUCAAUUUGUCCUGCAGUUUUACACAGCUCUCUUGUGGCUUAGUGUAUGAAGCUACGGUUGUUGCAGUGGGAAAGAUGUGUAGCAGCGACAUUAGUCCUGUCACUACCUUCCACACAGUGCCCUGUGUUGCAACAGACUUAGAAUCACAGUAUCAGUGUGGUUCAGAAGAUGCCAUGAUUUCCUGGGGGGCAGUAUCUGGAGGAAUAAGAUAUACAGCUAUUGCCACCACACAAGAUGGAGAGAGUAGUAACUGCAGUACAACAGACACCACAUGUACAGUGGGUUCCUUGCAAUGUGGACAAAUCUAUACUGUAAAUGUGGAAUCCUUUGGUGUGAUCUGCAACAGCAGAGCUGUCUCACCAAAAGUGAUUCAGACAGAGCCCUGUGUUCCCCAAAACCUCUUUGCAUACAUUGACUGUCAACUGAACAAUGCAAUCUUUAAUUGGAGCAGUGCUCUUGGAUCUGAAAAUUAUACAGCACUGGUGGUUACAACAGAUGCAGAGGUGCACACAUGUCACACUACAUCUACCUCCUGUGCCAUCGCUAAUCUCCCCUGUGGCCAUACUUACAAUGUCACCAUUACAGCUUUCAAUGAUCAGUGUCAAGGACAAAGUAGUAAUGAUAUACAGGUAAUCACAGCUCCCUGUGCUCCACAACAAGUUCAUGCUGAAAUAGACUGUGUCACAAACUCUUUGGAGAUCUCCUGGAAUCAGAUGUCAGGAGUAGAAACAUUUAUUUCCUACCUUACGGCUUCUGAUGUUGGAAACUGGACUUGCAAUUCCAUACUGGAAAACUGUUCCUUCACUAACCUGCCAUGUGGGCAUGAAUUUAGUGUGACUGUGGCAGCUGAUAACAGUCAGUGUCGUGGUCCUUUAAGUAAUGCUGUAAAGAUUUUGACUGCCCCCUGUAUUCCAACAAACAUUAACACAGCCGUGGACUGUGUGAGUGGCUCAGCACUGGUCUCAUGGAGCCAGUCCCUUGGAGCUUUGAAUUAUACAUCUAUUCUGAUUGGACCACAAGAAGAGACCUACAAUUGUAGCAGUCAAGAAACAUCAUGUUGGGUUUCAGACAUAGUAUGUGGAGAGAAAUACACAGUGGCAGUGCAGGCACAGAAUGAAGUCUGCAGCAGCAUGGUACAUAGCAUCACCGAUCUACAAGCAUGUUCUUGUGUACCUCAAAACAUAUCUAUAUUUAAUCCUUGUACCUCUGAUGCAGUUAGGCUGCAUUGGACAGAGCCCAUCGGUGCAGUGCUUUACAAGUCCUCUGUCACAUCUUCACUUGGGGAGAUAUAUACAUGUGAAACAACAAACAACAGCUGUGACUUUAGUGGACUUCAGUGUGGUGAAACAUAUAGUGCAACUGUCACAGUCUUCAAUAUUCAACAAGCUAAUGUGAGCUUAGAUGUGCAGACAUUUCAAACAGCACCAUGUAUUGCUUCAAAUAUAAGCGCGCAGCUUCAAUGUGGAACCAACAUGGCAUCUUUAUUAUGGGAUCCUUCUCAAGGAGCUACUUCAUAUGCGGCUUUUGUGAGUGCCAUAAAUGGUUGGAAUGGCGUGUGUUCAUCAAAUAGCACAACAUGUGAUAUUUAUGCCUUGGAGUGUGGACAAAUGUACAGCGUAUCACUAAUAGCAUCUAACUCCGACUGUAACAGCAUGUCCAAUGCUACCGAUAUCUACAGUGCUCCCUGUAUUCCACAAAAUGUGAGAACAGAGGUUAUCUGUGGAACAGAUAUAACAGAUGUGUCAUGGGACAGAACACCAGGAGCCAGGAACUACACAGCAACUGUGCGAGAUUAUGGUGGAAAUACCUAUUUAUGCAGUACAGAGGAAACCACAUGUAGAAUUGAAUCUCUAGAAUGUGGUGAAAACUAUCAUGUUAUAGUGACUGCACAUGGAGAACAGUGUGACAGUAGAAGUACCAUUGUUGAAUUCCGCACAGGUCCAUGUAUUCUGUAUGUAUUGGAGGUGAUGCCUUCCUGUACUUUAGACUUCUUGACACUGUCAUGGGUCGCUACCUUGGGAGCAGAUUAUUAUGUUGGAACGCUAACAGAUCAGAAUGGGGAGACACUGACUUGUUAUACUUCAGAUCAGACCUGUGAUAUCAAAGGUUUACAAUGUGGGGAUACCUACAAUGUAACUUUAACAGCCUAUAAUGAGCAGUGUAAUAGUGGAAAGAGUCUACCCACCUUGCUGUCCACAGCGCCUUGUGUCCCAACUAAUCUGAGUAGCUCUGUGGACUGUGACACGCAGUCUCUAACUGUAUCAUGGGAAGUUGCCCCAGGAGCCGCAGCAUAUUCAUUGACAGCUGUUAGUGGCCUACAUGAGACUUCUUUCAUAACCACAAACACAUCCUAUGAAUUUACAGACUUGUUAUGUGACAGGGUUUAUGAAGUUACAGCAAGCAGCACUUCUGACAGUUGCAAUAGUCAAGGAAACAGUUCACUUCAUGUUAAAACAAUUCCAUGUCCUCCUUACAUUCUGUCUGCCUAUGCAUCUUGUGAGAAUAAUUCAGGAAUAAUACACUGGGAUAGCAGCCAGAAUGCCAAGUCAUAUGUGGCUGUACUGGAAGGAGCAAAUCCAUUGUCCUGCAAUACCUCCGACACCACUUGUGAGAUUCCAGAGCUGGAAUGUGGACAGAAUUACACAGCGACUGUCUGGGCAGAGGAUGGAAUGUGCAAAGGAAGAGCUAGUUCUAAAAUGACAUUUAAAACAGUGCCAUGUAUUCCUCAGAAUGUUAACUCCACAUUACUAUGCCAGGAAAAUGCACUUAGUGUAUCUUGGGAUGCCAGCUCUGGAGCUACCGCCUAUUUUGCUACCGCUGUAGGAAGACAGGGUCAGACUCUUACCGUAGAUGUCCAGGAUCCCACCUGUCUCCUGUCUGGCCUACAGUGUGGAGAAGUGUACAGCCUAACUGUUCUGGCCUUGCAUGAUGAGUGUAAGAGUGCUGAGAGUACUGGAUUGGAAAUCACAUCUGUCCCUUGCAGUCCCAUGCAUGUUACAGCUACCAUGGACUGUAAUGUAAAUGGAGCCACAGCCAUCUGGGAACCAAGUACUGGAGCCAUGGCAUAUACGGUAUUGUUCUCUGGAUCAGAUGGACAUGACGUUUCCUGUACAUCAACAAAUAUGUCUUGUUCUGUUUCUGGAUUGCACUGUGGAGAAAAUUACAGAGUAACUGUCACAGCCUUUGAUAACACUUGCCAUGGCAUAUCAUCAAAUACUACCAUCAUUAGUGCAGUGCCGUGUAACCCAACCAAUGUCUUAGCCACCAUAGACUGUUCUUCAGCAGACCUUAUAAAUGUCACCUGGGCUCCCAGCAAAGGAGCCAUGUCCUAUGUAGUGACAGCAAAAGGAGAUGAUGGGCACACUCUUUCAUGUAGCACAACAACAAGUACAUGUGAUAUCAAAGACGUGCACUGUGGAGACAUUUAUUCAAUCUCAGUUACAGCGUGGAGCAUUGACUGUAGCAGCGAAACUGUCUUCGUAGACAUUAUUGAGACGGUUCCAUGCACUCCGGACAUAGUUGAGGUGCAAAUCGACUGUUUGACAAAUGAAGCGUUUGUGUCCUGGAAAGAAAACAAUACCCAUCCCACCUACCAUACGGCAGUGGCUACAGAUCCCCAUGGAAAAGAACUGUCUUGUUCUGAGUUUAUUACUUCCUGUUCCAUACCCGGUCUGGAGUGUGGCCUUAUAUACAGCUUCCAGGUGCAUUCUUCUAACCGUGACUGCAGCUCAUUAAAUAGUUCGGCCUACAUAUCUAAGACAGCCCCUUGUCAGCCCGUAGAUGUUAUAACAAAUGUACAUUGUGAAAACAAUGCUGGAAUUAUAUCCUGGGCGGAGAGCAGAGGGGCAAUACAUUACAUGACAACACUAACUGGAAAUGGAUCAACUCUGUACUGUAACACUACAGAUACUACCUGUUCAUUUAAUGGAUUGCAGUGCGGCCAAAGUUACAGUGUAAAUGUAAUGGCCAUGGAUGAUAAAUGUGUCAGUGUAUUGUCUGCCAUCAGUACAUUUCCAACAGCUCCUUGUCAACCCCAAGGUUUCAGCAUUGACCUUGACUGCAGCAACCAGACUGUUUCCAUGCUGUGGGAAGAGAGUAAUGGAGCCCAGCUAUACCAUGUGGAUGUUGAAAGCAGCAUUGGUGAACUAAACUCAUACACUACAACCAGUCUCUUCUUUAGCUCUGAGGUUUUGUCGUGCAGCAAGUCAUAUGGGUUUACUGUUAUGGCAAUUGGUGAAACAUGUAACAGUUCCAAGAGUGUGACGCUUUAUGAAAACUCAGCACCCUGUGUACCAGUUGAUGUGCAAUACACAACCACUUGUCCUACCACAAUGGUCUUGAUGACAUGGUCUGCAAGUGAAAGAGCUAUUGAUUAUCAUGUAUCAGCCAGUGCACCUGGAGGACUAGAAAGUAGUUGCAAUAGCUCCAGUACCAGCUGCUCAUUAUCAGGCCUAGACUGUGGCUUGUCCUAUAAAGUCCAAGUAGUGGCCGUAGGCCAGAAAUGUAGCAGCAAUGGGAGCUCAUUGGUGCUUCUGGACACAGCAGUAAAGAUCAAACAAUUUGGUUUAUGUUUAACAGCCCCCUGCCUGCCGAAAAACUUGGAAGUUCACAUGGACUGUACAAAUAACUCAGCCAUUUUGUCUUGGGAGGAAAGCAGAGGGGCACAGCACUAUGUUGGCGAAGUGGUAUCUGAUCAAGACUCUGUUUUUUCAUGUAAAACUGAAGGCACAACCUGCAUCGUACCAGACCUAAGCUGUGGCACCGCCUACUCCUUCUCUGUGCUGGCAAUGGACAUGCAGUGCAACAGUUCAUUUACUGAGCCUGUACUGUCUGGUAUGGUCCCUUGCCCCCCUGAUGAAGUGGAAACUUCAAUUUAUCAUGGAGAUGUGAAGCCACAGGAAGUGGAAAUAUCCUGGAAUGGAAGUCAUUGUGGUACGGAUUACAUGGCCACGGUCCAAGGACAAAUUGGAUAUGAUCCAGAGUCCUCCUUUACUCUGAAUUCAUACUGGACAUCAUACAUGGACUUCUACAUUCCAGUACCCUGCAGCUCAUUUUACAAUGUUACAGUAACUGCUCGCAACCCGGCAGGAUCAAGCUCUCCUAGCACACCUAUCAUAGGUUACACAGCUCCAUGUCCUCCACAAGUGAAUCCACUGGUAGAAAAUGCAGGAACCAUAUCUAUAUCAUGGGAGGAGUCACCGUAUGCUGAUGAGUACCGAGUUGUGGAGAUGGAUCAUUUUAAUACAAUAUGUACAACACCAGGUCUGGCCUGUCAAACAUCAUUCACAUCCAGCAACUUCCAAGUUAUCGCUGUAAAUCCAUCAGGAGAAAGUAACCCAGCCUUUGUUCCAGGAUAUACAGCAUAAAUAAUCCAUAAUGAAGAUGUUUUGUAUCUCUGCUAGCUUCUUUUAUAUCCAGCUGCUAGUACACUUUUUUUAUAAACUGGUACCCCAGCAUCCACAUGCUUUGUGAAGACAGUAAAGUGAUUCUUUGAAACAAAUGCUUUCCCGCUUGUUUCUCCUUGCAGAUAUUGCUAUAUAUUUUAGUAUUGCUACCCAAAAUGUUUUGUAUUAUGCUUCAAAAAUGCUAUCAUUUAAUAAAAUAUUUUUAGUGCUCCAGG
Molecule: messenger RNA, 9131 nt
Organism: Rana temporaria (common frog)
Lineage: Eukaryota; Metazoa; Chordata; Amphibia; Anura; Ranidae
Exons: 35
Coding region: 55-8877 (2940 amino acids)
Molecular function (GO): protein binding
Source: RefSeq, a predicted model, not a curated record